AUGAACACUUUUUACCUAGCUUCGAGAUUCCCACGAGUGGGAUCAAGCUUCUUCCGAGACCUUCGACAGCCUCUUCGAGCAUCGAGAACCGCAGCUCGAAAUAUUUCCAACACCACCACCAGGCGAGCCCAGUAUGCCUCACCGUGGGAAGCUGCUCGGGCUGAGGCUCGGAAGAAGAACCAAACGACCAUGUACUACGGCCUCAGUGCGGGCAUAUUGUUGCUCGCCCUCUCAUAUGCGUCGGUCCCUCUAUAUAAAAUGAUUUGCCAACAGACAGGCUGGUCAGGUCAACCGGUCAAAGCCCACGACGGUUCGGGUGACCCAGCAGUCCGACUCAAGCCAGUCGAAGACCACCGCCGCCUCCGCAUCACCUUUCAAGGCUCCGUGUCCGAUAUUCUCCCUUGGAAGUUCACACCUCAGCAACGUGAAGUCCGCGUCCUGCCCGGCGAAACCGCAUUGGCCUUUUACACGGCCACGAACAAAAGCGACGCAGACAUUAUUGGCGUAGCGACAUACUCUGUCACUCCGGCGCAGGUGGCACCGUAUUUCAGCAAGAUCCAAUGUUUCUGUUUCGAGGAGCAGAGGCUGAACGCAGGAGAGACGGUCGAUAUGCCCGUGUUUUUCUUCAUCGAUCCGGAAUUCGCAAAGGAUCCGAACAUGAAAGGAAUUGAGACGAUCACGUUAAACUAUACAUUUUUCAAGGCCCGUUACGACAAGAAUGGUGUUUUGACUACGAUCCCUAUGGGUAUGGCAGCUGCUUGA
This is a messenger RNA of Exophiala spinifera, 762 nucleotides long. RefSeq lists its product as uncharacterized. The coding region runs from base 1 to 762 and encodes 253 amino acids. The transcript has 3 exons. NCBI's taxonomy places the organism in Eukaryota, Fungi, Ascomycota, Eurotiomycetes, Chaetothyriales, Herpotrichiellaceae. The record is from RefSeq and is a predicted model, not a curated record. Gene Ontology annotation, cellular component: mitochondrial inner membrane. Gene Ontology annotation, molecular function: copper ion binding.